Molecule: messenger RNA, 327 nt
Organism: Cercopithifilaria johnstoni
Lineage: Eukaryota; Metazoa; Nematoda; Chromadorea; Rhabditida; Onchocercidae
Source: the annotation of a GenBank genome assembly
AUGGCAAUGAAUAUUGAUCCUCCUGAUGUAACAUUUCAAGCUUCGGGCGGUGAUAGUACCGUUAAUAUUAUCAAUCAAUCAGAAAGCCGAUUAGGCUUUAAAGUGAAAACAACUAACAACGAGCAUUACCGUGUCACACCAGUGUAUGGUUUUGUUUCCAAAGGUGAUAAAACGGAAUUGAAAAUAGUCCGCCUUGAAGGGCCACCUAAAGAGGAUAAGUUUGUGAUUCAAUGGGCUGAGGUACCGGAUGAAGAGGAUGACCCUCAGGCACCAUUUAAAGCUGGAGCACAAGCAGGUGAAGUAAUCUUGCCUGUUAAAGCUGAAUGA